AAGGUGCGCAGAGCAUGCGAGGCCGCACGCGCGGACGGGUACGACCUCCUGUGGAUCGACUCGUGCUGCAUAGACAAGACGAGCAGCGCCGAGCUCUCCGAGUCCAUCAACUCGAUGUACAUCUGGUACGGCGCGGCCCACGUCUGCCAUGUCUUCCUCGCCGACGUCCCGCGCGGCGACGACACGGACGCGAAGGCGUCCCUGUUCCGCACGAGCAGGUGGUUCACGCGCGGGUGGACGCUGCAGGAGCUGCUCGCGCCCGAGGACGUCCGGUUCCUCGCGCAAGAUUGGUCGUUCAUCGGCUCGAAGGCGGGGCUGGCGGUGGUGCUGGAGGAGCGGACGGGGAUCGAGCUCGAGGUGCUGCUGCACAAGCGGUCGCUGCACGACGUGAGCGUCGCGAAGCGCAUGUCGUGGGCGGCGGACCGGGAGACGACGCGCGUCGAAGACCGCGCGUACUCGCUCCUGGGCAUCUUCGACAUCAACAUGCCCGCGCUGUACGGGGAGGGCGAGCGCGCAUUCCGGCGGCUGCAGGUGGAGAUCCUGCUGCGCAUCCCCGACCAGAGCCUCUUCGCGUGGACGGCGCAGCCGAGGAUCGACUACGUAGGG
Messenger RNA from Dichomitus squalens LYAD-421 SS1, 606 nucleotides. RefSeq lists its product as uncharacterized. The annotation marks the transcript as partial. The transcript has a single exon. The record is from RefSeq and is a predicted model, not a curated record. Lineage: Eukaryota; Fungi; Basidiomycota; Agaricomycetes; Polyporales; Polyporaceae.